GUCCACAAGGUGUACGUGGCUCUUCUGGAGAACCAGGUGUCGACGGUGAAACCGGUGAGAGUGGUCUUGCCGGUCAUCCAGGUGCUGAAGGAAGUGAAGGCUCCCCAGGGCUAUCGGGACAACGUGGCCGUCGAGGUCGAAAGGGACGCAAGAUGAACGGUCUUCGCUACUGCAAAUGCCCAAAACGAAUGGAGGAGCUACGGCAGUUAUGUGCUGAUGCCGAAAAAGAAGGCGAAAAUCGAUCAGGAAUACCCGAAAAACUUCGAAAUUCGGUGAACGUAUCAGCCUUCU
Molecule: messenger RNA, 291 nt
Organism: Ostertagia ostertagi
Lineage: Eukaryota; Metazoa; Nematoda; Chromadorea; Rhabditida; Trichostrongylidae
Source: the annotation of a GenBank genome assembly